Messenger RNA from Gambusia affinis (western mosquitofish), 2480 nucleotides. RefSeq lists its product as uncharacterized. Lineage: Eukaryota; Metazoa; Chordata; Actinopteri; Cyprinodontiformes; Poeciliidae. Bases 51 to 2480 code for a protein of 809 amino acids. The transcript is spliced from 3 exons. The record is from RefSeq and is a predicted model, not a curated record.
CCUUCACUGCAGAUGAGCUCAGUCUUGCAGAACAAUCCUGCCCUGCAGAGAUGCUCAAGAGGAGGUUUAGCUAUCUCCGUGGAGUUCCAGUGCGAAGCUUCAGCUUAGUUCAGCCCUUACUCCUCAUCGGCUCCGAUCACCCACAUCUGAUCACUCCUGUGCGUCCGAUACUGAGAGGACCUCAAGGUAGUCCAGUAGCUGUGUGCACUCUGCUAGGAUGGGCCAUACAAGGACCGACCAACUUCCUGCAAGCCCCCUCCACAGAGACGUCAUGUCUCCAAGCAGCAUUCCAGUCUCCCAAUCAAGAUCUACAUCAGCAUGUUGAGAUGCUCUGGCAAGUCGACACCCUGCCGUUUCGUUCUGAGAAAGAAGCAACACGCUCCAAGCAAGAUCAGCUGGCUGUCAACACACUGGAACAGCGAACUGUCCGUGUCACUGUAGAUGGUAUAGCUCGCUACGCUACACCUCUACUUCGCAAGUCAACAGCCCCUAAGCUACAUGCACUUCCACUAGCAGUGAUGCCCUUGCUACGAGCCACAGAGCGACGCUUAUCCGGCAACCCUGAUCUGGCUAAGGUCUACAACGAAGAGAUCCACAGGUUGGAGAGAGCUGGAUACGUUGCCAAAAUCAGCAGCGAUGAAGCAAGCCAGUCAGAGGAGUCCUGGUACAUCCCGCACCACAUGGUUCACCACAACGGGAAAGCCAGAGUGGUGUUCAAUUGUUCGUUCAAGUACCAGCAGACUGCCCUCAACGACAUCUUACUUCCUGGACCUAACCUUGGAGCCUCGCUGCUCAGCGUGCUCCUCAGAUUCAGAGAGUACCCAGUAGCCAUCAGCGGAGACAUCCGUGGGAUGUUCCAUCAAAUCCGGUUACUUCCAGAAGACCAACCACUCCUUCGUUUCCUGUGGCGUGACAUGGAGAAGGAGCGUAGCCCAGACAUCUACGAAUGGCGUGUUCUACCUUUCGGGACUACCUGCAGUCCGUGCUGUGCUAUAUAUGCACUACAACAGCAUGUCAAGACCAACAGUGCCAGCAAUGAAGAGGUCCUGAACUCAGUCAACAACGCCUUCUAUGUGGAUAACUGCCUCCAGUCUGUCUGCACCCCACAACAGGCCAGACAGCUGAUAGACAAGAUGAGAGCCCUGCUUGCUGCUGGUGGAUUCGACAUGAGGCAGUGGGCAAGCAACCGACCAGAAGUAAUCGCCCACCUUUCGUCAGAGGCAAGGUCUGAAGGCUGCGAGCUGUGGCUAACAGCAGAGAGAGCGGAUCCUCAGGAAUCAACCUUAGGUCUACGGUGGCACUGUCCCUCAGACACACUUGGCUACAAGUACCGUCAACCAGUUACCUCCGAGCCUACACUGAGGAACGUGUACAGAGUCCUAGCGUCCCAGUAUGACCCACUAGGGUACAUUAUUCCGUAUACCACUCGUGCUAAGGUCCUGAUCCAAGCCCUCUGGAGGCACGAUCAACAGUGGGAUGAACCCAUCACCGGAGAACUCCUCUCAGUGUGGCAGAAUUGGGAGAUCGAACUUCCUCACCUUCAGCACGUCAGCAUGCCACGCUGCUACAUACCUGUCACCGCGAGUGCUGAACCGUCUAAUGUGUCCCUACAUGUCUUCUGUGAUGCGUCAGAGAAGGCAUACGGAUCCGUUGCAUACCUCCGUAUGGAAGAUGCAGAAGGACACCCACAUGUGUCGUUCGUUAUGGCACGAUCCAGGGUCGCACCACGGAAGCAACUAUCCAUGCCUCGCCUGGAACUCAGCGCUGCGUUGACAGGAGCACAGCUCGCCAAACUACUGCACUCCGAGCUCACUCUAACUAUGAGUCACACCGUCAUGUGGUCAGACUCUACCACGGUGCUCAGUUGGAUCCGGUCUGACUCAGCUCAAUACAAGGUGUUUGUUGGAACUCGCAUAGCGGAGAUCCAAGAACACACAAACACUAAUGACUGGAGGUACGUUCCCUCCGACCAGAACCCAGCUGAUGACAUCACUCGGGGGAAGUCACUACACCAGCUCGCUCAGCCUACCCGCUGGAACAAUGGUCCUGCUUUCCUGUAUGAAUCCCCCAGCCAGUGGCCGGAGAACUUGGUGGCGAAAGCAGAAGAUACAGUAGAGCUCAGGAAGUCCAUGUUCUGUGGUCAGGUUACAGUCUCUGACACCUAUCCUGAUCCACUGCAGUACACGACCUGGUCUGACCUAGUAGAUGCUACUUACCGGUCUCAACACGGGGCGGCUGUGGCUCCUAUGCCCGCUUCAGCUCAGACGAGACAGAAUCGCCUCAGCUCUCUCUCACCAGAGUACGACCAGAUACUUGGUCUGAUUAGAGUAGGAGGUCGCCUCCGCAAAGCUGAUGAUUUACCCGAAGACUCAAUCCACCCGGUCGUCCUAGCACCAGAGCACCCCAUCACUCAGCUCCUAGUUAAAGACUUCGAUGAUCGUCUCCUACACGCUGGUCCAGAGCGAGUCUUCGGAGAUUAG